CACGGCUUAAUGGGCGCCUGCAAACAGAAGAGGAAGUGAGUGAGUAAGAAGAAAUAUGUGACAGAGGGGAGCGGAGGAGUAGCCUACAUCUGCUGCUAGAGCUGCACUUCUCAUAGAGCCGGACAGCCCGAGAACCGCCGGACUGAGUUGUCAUAUUAUUUCAUAGGAAGGCUGGUGUUUGAAAGGUCACCUCACGCAGACUCCUUCAAUGUUGUAAGUGCUGAAGAGCUCGGUAGACCGUGUCGAGGUGACGGUGGGAGGACGCCAUGGCCAACAGGCAGUCAGACAGCUGCAUGGGCGACCAGGCCCCUCUGGUUCUGGUGAGCCGCUUCUCCACAGAACUCCAUAUAUCUGAGCCUGGUGAUGAUUGCUGCCAGUCCCAAAGCACCCCCACACCCCAAUCUGAAACAUCCACGCCCCAGGAAGAUGUAGUAGAUAGGCUGGUGGUGCCUCAGCCGGUGGUUUUGAGCACCCAGAGUCCUGCAGCCCAGAAGGUUGGCACCCACCAGCUCAUACCAAAGUAUUUAGCCGGUCGGCCUAAAAACCGCCACCACACCACAGUGGUGACGUUCCCAGUGGGACUGGAAAACUCCACCAGUGUAACCCGGAGCCGUCACUCAACCCAGGGGCCAGAUUUGUCCUGGGAGGAUUAUGACAGUGAUGGAGACGGCUUUGCUUUGAGGAGGAACCGCAGGAAUAAGUCAUACAGAGCCGCUGUGACAACCCUGGACAUUGAAGCCAUGGCGUCGGAACAAGGGCCUGCAACCACACUGAAACCGGUCAUAGAGGACCGAGCAGCCAGUCCUGGUCGAUCUCGCAGCACUGGACGCAAGCGAUUCCUGGGGAGAAAGAGGAACCAGAACCAACAUGGGUCCUUCAAAGAUGCUACACCGUGCCUCUACCAGGAGAUCCGUGAGCGAGGGCUGCAGCCCGCCAACCAGGAUGAGCUACUGGAUGACUUUGUGGUGGUGGAGUCUCCCGUGGAGGACCAGGGCAUCGUAGUGAAGAGCUACCGGCCGGCACAACUCACCUGGAGCCAGCUGCCACAGGUGAGGGACACAGGUAUCCUGACAUUGAUCUCACCUCAGGAGCGAAAGAGACAAGAGGCCAUUUUUGAGAUCAUCACAUCAGAGCAUUCGUACCUGCACAGCCUGGGCAUCCUGGUGCGUCACUUCAAGAGUAGUGAAGCUCUGAGGAAAACAAUGACGGCCACAGAGCACCACCACCUCUUCUCCAACAUCUCUGUCAUUCACCAAGUCAGCAAACUGUUUUUUGAAGACCUUGAACGGCGUCACCAUGACAACCCAGUGAUCCGGGACAUUAGCGAUAUUGUUCAGAAUCACGCUGCCCACCACUUUGAGCCCUACAUCGUCUACUGCUCCAACGAGACCUUCCAGCAGAGGACGCUGCAGAAGCUGCUGACCAGUAACGCUGCGUUCAAAGAGGCCCUGAAACAGAUUGAAGGAAGCAGUGAAUGCGGAGGCCUGCCCAUGAUCUCUUUCCUCAUCCUUCCCAUGCAGCGAGUCACCAGACUGCCACUGCUGCUGGAUACGAUCAGCCAGAAAACUCCAGACACGACAGCAGAGCACUUUGCUGCUGUUUGGGCGCUGCACGCCAUCAGCAAGUUGGUCAAUAGCUGCAAUGAUGGAGCUCGGCGAAUGGAGAGGACAGAGCAGAUGUACACCAUCCAGAAACUUUUACAUUUUGGUAAAAUUAAGCCAUUUCCUCUGGUGUCGUCGUCGCGGUGGCUGAAGAAGCGUGGUGAGCUAGCCUUCGGCACUGAAGAGCUGAGCAUCUGGAGGGCUUUCAGCAACAGGAGCUACUACCUGUUUCUCUUCAAUGAUGUACUGAUCAUCACCAAGAAGAAGAGUGAAGAGAGCUUUGUGGUGAUGGACUACGCUACUCUGGAAAAUGUGGAGGUUGGGGAGGAUGCAGAAGGACGGACAUCUUCGCCUCCCAAAAACAGCCCCAGCUGCUCUCUUUCCUUCAGGCUGCUGAUGAGCAAGAACAGCGAUGGGAAAGCAGAGCGGAUGACCCUGGUGGCCGAGUCCAGGGUGGACCGGGCACGUUGGAUAGUUGCUCUUACAGAACACAAUCAGGCAGGAGUUUCCCCUUGUAAAGACGGUCUGCCACAGUAUGAGGCCACCAAAGCCUACAUGCCAAAGGAGCCAGAUGAGUUGGGGCUGCAACAGGCUGAGCUUGUCAUCCUGCUGCAGAAAGAGGAAGCCUGGUGCUAUGGGGAGAGAAUGAGAGAUGGAAAGAGAGGCUGGUUUCCUGCUACCUGUGCCACAGAGAUCACCAAUCCCACAGCCAUGGAGAACAAUGUGCAACGCAUGAAGCGCCUGCGCAAAGAGACCAAUGUUUGAGGGACUCUCAGGAUGUACAAAAUAACAACACCUUGCAGUAGACUGGUGACUCUCAAUGUCCAGUUUUUGUUGAGACUGCAUUCCAAGAAUGGCCAUUUAUGCUAUCUCAGUGGUCCAAGAUGAAUACAAUGUGACCAUAACGUUGCUGGAUUGAAUCCAGCUAGUGUCCAUGUUUUGGUAUUCUACUGUCAGACUGUCCAAUUAGUUUAAAACAGGUUGUAGUAACACUUAAAUCUCAACCAAAAACUGUAUAAGGGUGUUUUUGUCCAUCUUCUAAAUGUGUAGCCAAUAAAGAACAGACAUUUGCAAUAGCAGGACUUACUGGCCAACAGUGGACAUCUUCACUUGUACAGCACUAUGUUAUUUUCUUGUUGGUGUGAAUGUAAAUUUAAACUUACUUGCUA
Messenger RNA from Perca flavescens (yellow perch), 2770 nucleotides. It is a transcript of the gene arhgef16, whose product is annotated as Rho guanine nucleotide exchange factor (GEF) 16. Lineage: Eukaryota; Metazoa; Chordata; Actinopteri; Perciformes; Percidae. The record is from RefSeq and is a predicted model, not a curated record. Gene Ontology annotation, molecular function: protein binding; guanyl-nucleotide exchange factor activity. Bases 267 to 2366 code for a protein of 699 amino acids. Gene Ontology annotation, biological process: activation of GTPase activity. The transcript has 15 exons.